AUGGCCUACAAUGAAAGUUACGCCAGGAAUACAUAUCAAACGGGCAAAAUGAACCCAGAUCCAAACGAACAUAGGUACUCGCCUACACCCCCAUAUCCAUCCUACCACGAACCAGCCCACCUGAACAUGCCGCAACCACAAGUGCCGUGGACUAGCUCGCCAGCCUCAAACCCAACUCCAGAGCCCUACCAUUAUCCGGAAUCACAUCGCUCCUCCCCAAAUAUGAACACCGGGCACAUAGACAAUGCAGUGAGCUCUGCAUUUCAUAGCAGUGGCUCCACAGGCUACCUCUCCCCGGAAGUUCUAUCGCAGAUCACAGCAACAGUGAUUCAGCAGCUCAAAACAACCGGGUUAGACAACCUACAAGGAUCUAGUGCGCCCCCGCCUCGCUCGCAAUCACAGCAGCCACCAUGGCAAACAGAUGACUCCUUGCGGCCGCACGCAGAGUCCCCGCCUGCCAUACCCCUGCCGCGAAGCAGUUCAAUCCCACCGCCUAGUUCGGCCUCUGACAAUAUCCAUACUGGGAAUUUCCAGCCACACGUCUCUCCCGGUUACACUAGUGAUAGUCACCUCAGCCCCAAACCUACCCUCGAUCCCCUUGCGAAUAGACGGGGCUCAAUAUCGAGCCAGAGUAGUGAUCGGAGUCAUCAUAGCCACCAUAAAGCGGAACGUCCGAAACCUCCGGAUCGGGACGCUACUGUUAUGGAGAUGACUACUCUAGAGCGGAUUUGGGGGAGGUUGUUUGAGGAUGGUAAGGCGACGAAGAGGCUUGGUCAAUUCUUACGUGGGAUUGCGGUUCAUCUGAUUGAGGACUAUCCACCGGGAAACACUAUUGUUAUCCCCCCUCACAAAUUGCAAAAGUUCUAUCGUGAUACUCAUGAUCCGAAUGACCCUUAUCCAUGGCAAGAUAUCUUCGACGAUCGUACAUCUUCAAUAUCGAGACUCUUCCGCGAAAUCAAAGUCGAACAUCAUCUCAUUCAAGAUGAUAUAGAAAAACGCCCAGAUAUCCCAGGCCUAACUCCCAAGGGCUUCGAGACCUGGGCAACCUUGAUGAUCCUAGCAAACCCAGGACGCGAAUACGAGCGGCUCCAAAAGGCAGUUCUUAACAUGCCCAUCAACAACCCAGACGACAAGAAAGAGCGUUUCCCAAAAGAAAUCCCGCGCAGUCUCUUCCCAGAAAUCGGAGAUAUCGCAAUAAGAGAAGACAUCGAGGACCGCAUGAUGGUCCACUGCGGCGUCGAUCUACCAUACAUCACCCCCGAAGAACGCAACCAAUCCGCCGCCCGAUCAACCCGCUCAUCCACCACAACUGCAUCACCCACAGAGCGAACCCACUCAUACGAGCGAGGGCGACCCCGCCCCACAGCCUCGAUCCCAAAACCAGCUCAACAACCACAAUCAAGACCCGCCUCGACCGUCACAGAUGACGGAGAAGACGAGCCCAUCCCUUCAGUGCCAAUCGAGCGCGAACGCAAGCCUUACAGCGCUAAUCCAGGUGUCGGCAAAGUCUAUGAAGAACAAGCACAAAGUCGCAACCACACGGGCUCCUUCUCCACGUCCCGGCCAUCGGAAUCUACUCACAAGGCACCGACAUCGGGCACAAAUCCAGCACACCGCAUGUCCGACUCCUAUGACCGCGACCCGCACUACUCACGCUCGGGAUUGGGUCAUUCUGCUGAUAAGCGGUUCUCGAAUUCGCAUGACCCCCGCAGCUCGUCACUGAGUGUGAACCACCGCGGUGGUAAUGGCGGUGGUGACUAUAGGCAUUCAGAGGGUGAUUUGCAUGGUCGUGAUCAUGCGGCUAGAUAUGCAGGGCUGUCGGCACAUGAUUUGUCGUACAGCGAGUCGCCUACUACGAAUUUGCCUGAGGAUGAUAUGCGCAGCUACCAUCAUGGUGGUCGGGGUAGUAAUGAGGACUAUUACCGGGGAAGUAGCCAGGGUGGGGGGUCUGGGUCUUGGUAUGACAAGUAUGACAACUAUUACCGUUGA
This is a messenger RNA of Penicillium hordei, 1989 nucleotides long. RefSeq lists its product as uncharacterized. The transcript has 3 exons. The record is from RefSeq and is a predicted model, not a curated record. The coding region runs from base 1 to 1989 and encodes 662 amino acids. Lineage: Eukaryota; Fungi; Ascomycota; Eurotiomycetes; Eurotiales; Aspergillaceae.